AUGCCGCCCUUUGUGUCUGCCCGACGUCCCGUCAGGAUCGCCAAUUGCUCUGGCGCAUCCACCGACCAGGGCAUCCACAUGUACAACCAAGCCACGUAUGGGCCCGUCGAUGUCAUCACGGGUGAUUAUUUAGCAGAGGGAACCCUGGGCAACGACGCCCUCCGAAAGACGGACCAGUCCCACCCCGGCUGGGUCCCGACUGCCCUCGCCGGCAUCGAAAUGUCCCUUGACGUCGUCAACGAGAAGCGCAUCAAAAUUGUUGUCAACGGAGGGUCGCUCAACCCAACGGGCCUGGCCGAAAAAGUCCAUGGCAUGUUGGGCCUCGAGCUGAUGGAGAGACUCUGGCAGAUUGCCGAGCGCGGCCUCCAGCUGCGCGUUGCCUUUGUCGAUGGCGACGACCUGAUGCCCAAGGUCCAUUCGCUCUUGAGGCACGGCUCUGCCCCGUCAUCGGCAGCACUUCACCUGGACAACGGAAACCAAAACGUCAAGCUGGCCAAGGACACGCUCACUUUCCUGGAUAACCCAGCCACCAUGCCUAUCCUCUCCGCCAACGCCUAUCUCGGCUACCGCGCCAUUCAGCGCGGCCUUGACCUAGGCGCCGACAUCGUCAUCUGCGGCCGCGUCGCAGACGCCUCGCCCGUGAUUGCCGCCGCUGCCUGGUGGUAUGGAUGGGCAGAGUCGGACUUUGACGCCCUGGCUGGUGCUCUCGUGGCUGGGCACCUGAUCGAGUGCUCUACCUACGUCACCGGGGCAAACUUCGCUGGAGCCUACAAAUAUCCCCCGAGCGCAUUCGUUGAUCUUGGACUGCCCAUAGCUGAGGUGGCGGCCAACGGAGAGUGCGUUGUGACCAAACACGAAGCUCUUGGCGGCUUUGUGACUGCCGACACCGUCAAGUGCCAGCUCUUAUAUGAGCUUCAAGGCAACAUCUACCUCAACAGCGACGUCAAGGCCGACUUAACAGGAGUCAAGGUUGUCUACCAGGCACAGAAUCGAGUGCACGUAUCCGGAGUCAAAGGCCACCCUCCGCCGCCGACAACAAAGCUUGCCGUCUUCUACAGGGGCGGAUAUCAGCUCGAGAUUCUCAUCAACGCCACCGGCUACGGCACUGACCACAAAUGGGACGUUCAGGAAGCUCAGAUCCGGAACAAGCUCAAGGAAUGGGGAACGCUAGACGACAUUGAUGUGCUCGAGUUUCAGAGGGUCGGCGUCUCGGAGGAGAAUCCCGAUUCUCAGCUCGCGUCGACGACUUAUAUGCGCGUAUUCGCCCAAGCAAGGGAUCGGCAUGCCGUCACCACCGUGACCGGGGCCUGGAACUUCUGCUUCAUGGCCCAUUUUCCUGGGAUGAACUGUUCAUUCGACUACCGAACGAUAUUCCCCAGACCAUUUCUGGGCUAUUUUCCGGCUGUCAUCUCUCAGGGAGAACUGGACGAGGCAGUCACGAUUCUCGAUUCCCAGUCCGCAGGGCCUCAGCGGCGGUUUACAGUCGGGCCGCCCAAGAUUACAGAACCUGUGGCGGAUAGAGACAACUACGAAACUGCUAACCCGUCCUCGCUGGAUUCCUUUGGGCCCAGGACGAUGCGACCGUUGGGUGAUGUCGUCCUGGGCCGGUCGGGAGACAAGGCAGGCAAUGUCAACAUCGGGCUGUUCGUAGAGAGCGCGGAGCAAUACGACUGGCUGCGGUCUUUUCUGACUAGAGAAAAGGUAAAAGAGCUCAUGCGCAAGGACUGGAGGGACUGGUACUUUAUCGAGCGGGUGGAGAUGCCUAACAUAUUCGCCGUGCAUUUCGUUGUCUACGGUCUCCUGGGGCGGGGCGUGAGUAGUUCCAGCCGACUUGACAGCUUGGGCAAGGGGUUUGCUGAGUUUAUAAGAGCGGUAUGGGUUCCUGUCCCAGCGAAGUUUCUUCAAGAAGAACCCGCAAAGCUGUAA
Messenger RNA from Hirsutella rhossiliensis, 1926 nucleotides. Its product is annotated as acyclic terpene utilization family protein atuA domain-containing protein. Lineage: Eukaryota; Fungi; Ascomycota; Sordariomycetes; Hypocreales; Ophiocordycipitaceae. The record is from RefSeq and is a predicted model, not a curated record. The transcript is spliced from 5 exons. The coding region runs from base 1 to 1926 and encodes 641 amino acids.